AUGAAUAUGCAAAAGAAUGAUCUUGAUAAGAUAGUUAGGGAAAGAUGUGUGCAUCCAAUGGAAAUAUUUUUAGAAUUGAGGAAAUUGGAUGUUUCUCCUUCAGAAGUAGCAGAGAAGUACAUAUUAGUAGGUUUAGACCAGCUUUAUGGUUUAGAUUCCAAGGAAGUAAGAACUGAGUAUGUAAGUAAAAUGAUUUUUAAUUCUAUUCGGAGAACCAAAAAGUUAAGUGAUAUGAUUUAUGUAGAAACUAAGAAUGGAGGAAGAAAUGUGAGUUAUGAAGAUUGUAAAAUGAUUAUGGAUGAGAAUAAGAUGUUAAAAAUGGACCCUCUUGGAAGUAUUUCUGAGGACUAUGGAGAAUGGCUUAAAGAGAGUCUAUCUAGGCAUUUUGGAAGAAUGGUAGAAUGUGAUAAAGAGGUCAUUAAGAGUUUGGCAGAACAGAUGAACCAGUUUUUGAGUAUAAGUAGAGCAAUUAGUGUUGAAGAUGCAGGAAGCAUGAAGAGAAUUAGUGACGUUUUACUAGAGGAUAACGUAAUAGUGAGAUCAGAGAAUAAAGGAUUGUAUGAGAUGGGAAAGCUGAGUAAUGCUGAAGUAAUUAAUUUUCCAGCCACAUUGUUGAAAUUAAGAGAAUCUGUCCUAAAUUUAUCCCAGGUUGUGGGAUUAAAUAGUACUAAAGGAAAAGAGAUGAGCAUCCUUCAUGAAGGUUCAAGGUAUAUGAGCAGAAGACUGAUGAUGAAUAAAGAACAAGAGGAGGAGAUUUAUUUUGGGAAGAACUUGAAAGAAGUUUCUAUUGAAAGAAGUUACAGCCUACUUUUUAAAGAAGAUUCUGGAUCAGAGUUGAGAUCUAUGGUACAGAAUCUAAGCGAAUUUUUAAGAAGUGGAACUGAAUUUAACUUGUAUGGACGAAGAAUGAGAAUGAUUCAGUCAUCGAAACUAGAGAACGUAUUUUCAAGUACAUUGAAGUUCAUUUCGCGUGAAUACUUUAAUAUUGAGCAAACAAACUUGAUCAUGAAUUUGUGUCUAAGAAUAAUAAUUAAGUUAAGUAAUAUGUCAUUUCUAUUGGAAAUCUUGCAAGAACUUACAGAACUUAAAGAUCUAAUAGGAGACCAGUUUGUUUUAGAAAUUGAUUCUUUAGUUUGGAAUAAACUCCAAUUUAUAUUGUUGGCAUCCAGUUUUGAUCUUCUGGUACACGAUGAACAGAAUGAUAGUCAUGAAAAUCUCAGAAAAAUUUCAAACUCCUGGCGAGAUAAGGAAGAAAUCUUGGGAUUACCCUUUUCAAGACAUUUAGUAUUUGAAAAGAUUCCACUUUUUGGUUGCAACAUUAUCCAGUUUCAUCUAAUUUCAGAUUCUAGAGUUUUCAACGAAGCUAUUCAAGAAGAUCUUGUUAGGUCUCGAAUUGAAAUUUCACUGGAAAUGCCCAAUAUAGAGGAAAUUGGUCAUUUAAGGUCUCCUAAACAAAGUAAAGGUAUUCCAAGUCUAAGAAAGUUUGACACAUCUAUUAAAGGAGGAAAGGAAACAAGACCUUUGGGAACCUUGCUUAUGUUGGAGUUCUGUGAUAACAGGAUAAAUAUCUACGAAUCCAAACAGAUUAAUGGUUUUUGUCUUGCAGGAAAUAAUGCCUCUAUUUCAUGUAGCUCAGGAAAUACAGGGACCGGAAGUUCCAUGGAAUGGAAAUCCACUAAGCAGUUGGAGAAAUCCUUUGUAGGAGAUUAUUUGGUGGAACUUGUGACUUAUAUUGAGACUCAAGGAACUAAGACAAUUCAGAACUGUUUUUCUAUCUUAGUAAAUGGAGAAAUAAUCCAUACUCUUCGAUUCUCCAAAGAAAUUAUCAACAAUUUAAAAGUUCAGGUUACUAUGAUAGAUGAGGUUUUUCUUGAAAUUCAAAACUGUGAGAAUUUAACCAAAAAACUUGUCAAAGAUAUCUUAUUGAAGAAUGGGAUUAUAGAUGAUUUUAUUACAGAGACUCAAAUAUCAGACCAAGAAUACAACAAGUCCAUAACUGAAAAAAAUCAUGAGAAUCAUAUCGGAGUUCGUAUUUCAAUUGGAAGUUUGUUAAUAUUUCUAUCCAGUUUAUGGAGAGGCAGAAUUAUUAAGGACCCUAGGGCUAUCUUUGAGCUCCACUCAAACCAUUAUUAUAAUCUAGGGGAGGACAUUAUGGGUAAUGAUGACAUGUCAAAACUCCUUAGAAUUUUAAAUCAAGAACUUAAUUUCAUUACAAAGUAUUGUACAGAUAAGAAAAAUGAACAAGAGUUUCAAAUAUCUGAGAUUGAAUCUGAUAUUCAAUUGGUUUUGAAUCUCAUAUUCAUUCUUAAGAACUUUGUAUCUGGGGAUAAUUCAAUGGUUCAACAUAUCCAAACAUCAGAAAAUACAGAUAAUUCUUUUAGUGGGGUUAACUUCAAUUAUAGUAAGAUUUCACCAAACUUAAAGAAUUGUUUCCAUCUUAUAUCUAAAUUAAUGAACUUAAGUCUGCACCCUAAUUUAGAGGGAUUUCAAUGGCUAUGUAGAAUUACUGCUAUAAAUACUUUAACCCAAAUGAGUUUUGAAGUUAUAAAGACUAUUUUCCAUUGUAUUUCUUUGGAAAAUCUCUUGGGAUUUAUUAGAGGCAUCAUGAAUUCUAAUAGGAAUGAAGUAAAUGAGAUUAUUGAUUUAAUUAGGCACUUGGAUGAGGCAAACAUCUUUGUUCUUAUUGUAACCAGAUUAUUAAAAAGUAAACAAGAUUGUAAUUUGGAAACCAGUGAGGUAUUUGACUACGAUUCAAGUUUUUUUAUUAUACUUAAAGAGUUAUUGAAAAAGAAUACUGAUUUCUCUUCUAAUAAAGACUUUCAAGCUGAAAUCUUCAACAAAAGCUUAGAAAUAGAAGAUCAACUUUCAAAAGAUAACAUUUUAACCCAAAACUUGGCAGAUUGGCUUAAAAUUCAAAUUGAAACAGAGAGAAGAAAUUGUUCUACAUUAGACUGGAUGUAUAAGUAUUAUGAUAGUUUUAAGAAUAAGAGUAGUAAACAAUUCAUGAGUCUCCGUAAUCCAGUUUAUCGCAAUAACUGUGACAAUAGAAUUGUACUUAACAUACUGAUUAAUAUUUUUAUUACUAAUGGGAUGAAGAUUUCUCAAGCUAAUAUUGUGGAAUUAAUUUCUAAUAGGUUUGAAAAGGAACUAAUUUUUGUUAGAUCCAAAAACCAAGGCCAUCCAAAGAAAAGAGAUGGACAUUAUGUACAGAGGGGUAAAGAAACUUUGGAAAAUCUUGAGGAUCCUGAUAAACCUUGUCUUUUCGAUCAAUCUAAAAAAUCGGUACCUACAACAACAACAUGUGAGAAUUAUGAAAAUAAAGCGAAAGCAAGAAGGAGACUCAGUAGUUCAAUGAAUGUAAGAAAUACUGAGAUUGGAACUUCUCAAGAUCAAUUCUGUACAGAAGAGAGGGUAGAUCAUAAUGUUCAUCAUGAAGAUGAAACAAGAGAUGAUCUUCUAGAACCUUUGAGAAAUCUUAAAUCAUCCAAGGAUUACUUGAAGAAUGAUAAGAACAUUAUAUUCUGGAGAGAAGUGAUUUUUCAAAUAGUGGAUCUCUUGGUAAAGCAUUCUCAGGAGUGGUUUGAAGCUAAUUACUACUAUUACCAUAAAUAUAGUAAAGAUAAUAAGGUGGAUAAUUUAAAGCAUCCAGUCUGUAGUUCUGAUUUAUCUUCCAAAAAUACUAUUAGAAAUGUAAUGUAUAAUGUUUACAAAGACAAGAGUGGAAUUUAUACAUCUUCAGAGAUCAUUUGGUUUGGGCAUCUACUUAGAUAUGGAAUAACUGAGGUAUUAGGAAAUGUUAUAUCAUACAACUUAUGUUGUUCGGAUCUAUUAAUGAACAGCUUAAAGAGAUCUGAAGAAAGCAUUGAAAACUUUCAAUAUCUUCAUCCAGCGGUAAUAGGAAGAAUAAAGAAGCAGUUAUUAUACCUCCUUAAUGAGAAUUUGGUCAAUUUAAACAUACGAAUUAUAAGAGAAAUGGUCAACUUUAAUGAGAAAUUCUCAGAUUUCUCCAGAGAUUUGUUUGAUCAUGAUCUUUUGAUUUUAGGAGGAAUUUUGAAUCAAGAGUCUAUACAUUCUGUGGCUGAAUCUCAUAUACAGUUUAAUUGGUUGUUAUCUCAGUUAUUUGUUUGGGCAAGUAUUGAUAUUUCCGUGAUAUUAAGAGACUAUUUAAUCAAUUCUAUUAAAGAGAAGAGCUUAAUUCAGUUAUCAACUAGUAUACAUCCUAUUAUCUUGAGAAAUGUGAUAGAGAAUUUACUAGAAUAUAAAAGUUUCGAUCAUUUUAGUUUGAAACUAUCAAGCUUAAUGAAUCCAAAAUCUGAAUGGAUUGAUAAUCUAUUAACUGUCUUAUCAGAUCAGGACACUGAUAAUAAACCAAACCAAACAAAUGAGUCUAUUGAUGGGAAUUUGAUUAUGAAAAUCAUUAAUUCUGAUUCGGAAAGUAUCAAGUCACUAGGAAAUUAUUGGAAGAUUUUUCAUCCAAAAUACAAAAACCUCCAAUUAGCCGUUUAUUCUGUAAUAAUGCAUCUCUUUGGAGUCGAUGAUAUCUCUACACUCGACAAUAACAAAAUUGCAGUUUUAGAGAUGUCAUUAAACAUUUCAAAAAAGUGUUGUUCACAGCUUUUGUCUAAUUUGCAGGUACAAAGCAGUUCAAAUGGACAAGAGAAUAUGGAUUCUCAACAACAAGCCAAAAUCAAGGAGAAGUUCAUAGAAAGUACAAUUACAAGAUGCAAAUGGAUUAUUGAGAAUGUUCCAUUUAACCUCUGCAAUAGGUACAGAAAUCCUAUAAUUACUCAGAAAGAAGAUGGUGAUCAUUUUGAUGUCUUUUGGAAUAAUGAACAAGAAACACUAAGUUUUGGUAGUCCUAACUCAGAUAAUAGAACAAUAAUAGAAGGAAAGAAGAAGAAUAGAAGAGCUACUGAUACUAAUAUUAUCUUCAACAGUAAUAGCCAUCAUAUAGGCAUGCUUAAGCAGCUCUUAAGUAUUAGAAGAAGAUCCUCUCAGCAGAGUAUUGAAAAUCCUAUCAUUACCUCAAUGGGGUCUUUUGGAGUCACAACUUCACCUUCUAUUUCUUUAUCCUCAAGACUUAAUAGAAAUAACUCAGACCCUUCUGUUUUUUCAAAUUCAACAAACUCUCCAAAUUGGAGAGUAGAUAACUCGUCAAUUCCUAUUAAUAUUGAGGAUCACGGACAUAAACCUGGUCUUGAAGAGAAUAUAAGCGGUGAUGAAAUGGAUUCAAGCCAAAUUUUAGAUCUUUAUAUUAAUUUUAUUAUGAACGGGCCUACACAAAUUCAGGAUAUGAAUAAAGUUGUUAAGAGUCAGAUAUUCUACUCCUUCCUUAAGUUAAUGACUCUUGAACAGAUCUACAAAAUUACAUCAUACCAUAAAUGCUUUAAAAUAUCUCUUCAAUCAUUUUUGAGAUACGAAGGUUGGCUAUAUAUUCGUCUUGCUCAGUUAGUGAUGAUCUAUGAAUUUAAAUUCAGAUCUUUACUAGAGCUUUGUUUUGAAAAGAGGAGUAAAAAAAGUUUAUCUUCAUCAUCAUCUUUGGAUAGUUUAUCACAGAUCCUUUCUGUAGUAGAAACAGAAAGAAAGCCUUUUUCUGGUGAAACUUUUAGAUAUAUAGGGAAAAUUGUAAAUAAUAUCCAAGAGUGGAUUACUCAAAUCUUUAACAAUAAGAUUCUACAAAAAAAACAAUUCCAUCAAAACAUAACGGAAAACGAUGAGUUCUGGUUUGACUCCUCACUCAGACUGGUAAUACUAUACUUUAUGAUUGUUUCAAGAAAAAAUAAUGAUGAGAUCUCAAUACUUAAAAAUAUCAGUUCUUGUAUAUUCCCUUUUAUUCAGGAACAAGAAAUAGAUCAGGAGAUCUUAAAACCUCAAAUACGAGAAUCAAGUUCAUUUGACAAUCAAAUCACACUUGGAGAUUCUAUAACUGGACUUAUUAUUGCUGAAAUGAAGUGCCAAGACGAAAAGAGCUUAAUUCAAGUAUUUCAGGAACAAGGAUACCAUAUAGAACAAAUUCUUCAAGAACCUAAUGGAGAUCAAAAUGAUACUCGUAUCAUCUUAUUCGUUCAAAGACUUUCAAGUUUACCAGUUUAUUCCAUUCCAAUAUUUGUUAAUAAAGAAAAGUUUAGUUCUUUUUAUCAAAUAAGCUAUAACUCUAAUUCCAAUCUAUUAAUCUUUAAGCCUGAAGAUGAUGAUAACUGUGAUCCAAUUUCUGAAAAUGAUCAAAUGUUCUUUUACUAUCAGUUCCAAAUAAAGGUCAUGGACAACUCUGAAAGUUCAAUUCUUUCAAAUCAAACUAAUGCGAUGAACUCUAAAGAUGAAUUUAAGUUUGAAUCCCUGGUACCCUUACACACUUGCAAUAGGUAUCUGAACAAGGAUCAUGAACAAAAUCAGGGAUAUUUUAGUCUAAAUCACACAGUUAAUGAUUUAGAUAGUGUAAAAGGAUGUGGAUGUACCAUUGUUGGCCUUUACAGUAAGAAGAUUAGAAUAGACCAAAUAACUUUUACUAUUUCUGGAGGAUAUGGAGGAUUUAUGUCCAAAAGUAAUAGUAACAUUGGAAAUCGUUUUAUUUCAAAUCUUAGAGAAGAUUCUAAACUCAAGGAAGAAGAAUCUGAUCUUUAUUUGAAAAGAUCUGAAUUUAACCAGUCAUUAAAUUCCUCCCACAUGACAUCUUAUUUAUCAUUUUCAUCAUCCUCCUCAUCAUCUUCUUCAAUUAUUCUAUUGAACAGCUUAAACAGAAUAAAUAGCAUAAUUCUCAACAAUAGCUACAUUACAAGAUUAAAAAAGAGAGGGUGGAUAUUGUUUAAAACAUACCUUCUAACUACUUUAAUAUCAGGAGGAAAUGACAAAGCUAUUAAAGAAAGAAUGAUAUCCUAUACUUUUAGUAUCCUCACAGCAAUCUCAAAAAAGAUACAAGAAACUCAAACAAUAGAAGAUUCAGUCAAAGCUGGAGAAGGAGUUAACAGAAAUGAAGAGGUUAUUGAGGAGCUGGAACUUUAUGUUGAAGAUAUUCUGAACAUUCUUAUUUACUCAAUACAGUUAACAUGUUACUCAACAAGGCUCAAAAAAGACGAGACAGAAAAUUUGCAAGAAACAGGAAACCAGAACUUGAGUAAUAAUCAGAAUUCAGGUGAUUUAGGAGAUAUUUCAUAUUCAAUCCUGAUAAAGUUUUUAAAGUUACAUAAUGGUGAGAAACAUAUUCUGAAAGAUCUAUGGACAAGAAAUUCAAAAAUUGAAGGGAAAAUCUCUGCUUUAUUGACUGAAUGUAUUAGACAAUGUACAUUGAAGGAUUUAACUUCAGACUCUAACCGAGAAGGAAAUUCUUUUAAAAAUGCAAAAAAAGAUAAUGGAACUGGUUCUGAUAUACUAGAUUUCCAAAAAACUCAAGAAUGGAUACUUCAAUUAAAUGAAGUUACCCAGAACAAUAAAGAAGCUACCAAUAAUAUUUGUAAUUUCUCAGUUACCCUACCAGAUCUACACUUAUUCCCUAGAUCUUUCCUCAAAUGCAUUUCUUGUGAGCUUAUUAAUUAUAAUACAGAAAUUCAAGAUGUUGAUUCUAAAUCAAAAGAUACUCCUACAAAUCAAAACUCUAACUCUGAAUCUGGAUCUGGAUCUGGAUCUAGAAAUACAGGACCAGGAACUACAGCAAAUGGAGGAGAUAUACACCCAAUAGGAACUAAUAGUGGAGGGAAUGAAAUUCCUUCCGCAUUCAGAAACCAUCCCUACUCUUCCACCUUCAUUGGAGCACUUCCAAAUGAGAAUUUUAAUGUGAACAUUGAUGGAAGGGUUGUUCACUGUAGCUUGGCAUCUAUGGGAGGUGGUAUCGUAAUUUGUAGAGCUCCUUUAACUUUCAGAGGUCUUCAAUCUACAGGAUUGUCCAUGCCCCCUAAUAUCCUUUCAUUUAGAGUUCUUGGAACUGGAAGAUUUGGAAUAACUGUGGCUCCUUCAAAUGUAUUGACAAUGCCUUUGGAAGAGGUAUUUCAACGAAAUGAUGUUGUAGGUUUUCGACCACAACCUCCCUCUUCUUCUUCUUCAGAAAUACCCAAUUCUAAUCUUUACCAAUUACCAGAGAAUAUGUUUGCAUUGGAAAUACCAUAUGAAGAAGGAACCGUAAUUGACAUAAGAUACGGAGUAAGCACCAAUUCUUCUGGAUUUAUUUUAAGAUCUGAGAUCUUUAUUGGAGGGGAAAGUAUUGGAAGUGUCUUGGAAGUUCAGUUUAAUGAAUUAGCUCAGAUUUCUGAGGAUACUCGUCUUUCUGUCAUUUUUGUAAUCUUAGAUCCACUCACCAUACUUUAUGAAGGACUUCCUUUUUCUACCAGAUAUAGAAGAAGAAGCAGUACUUGGUUUGAAUCCAUACAAAGUGGAAGAAUAGUAACUCAAGAGCAAAUUCAGCAAUUAACCGCAGGAUUACCCUCCUCUUCAGCCUCUCCUUCUGUACAAAAUCUAGCUCUAAAAGACUUGGACUUUAAUAAUAAAAACCAAUUACUUAAUGUCAGCUUUUUGAUUUACAUUCAGAAUAUCAAACUUUUUCAGGAAAUUUUGGUUUCUAGUCAUGGAUUACUCUCAAGUCUAAAAGAUAAUCUGGUCAAAUCUAUACAAAAAAGUAUCUUGUCAAUCAGUUUGGAUUAUGAAAAAAACCUUGAAAAAUUCUUUUUAGUAAAGAUUUUAGAUGAUGAUAAAUCAAAUUCUUUGGAAUUAUCUAUUAUUAAUCAGGAAUUAAAUACUGAGACAUCACAAUUACUUGAUUCUCUUAUUGAGAAGACUUUACUUUUGUGUUCCAUAUGUACCAUCUUUGGAAUUGAUUUGAAUCCUUUAGAAGAGCAAGAUGAAGUAGAUACUCUACCUUUAAAACACCAAGAGAACUUAAAUUACAAAGAUAAUUCAAAAAACCAUGUUGAACGAGAACUUUUAUUAAGAAGAAGAUGCUCUAACAUUACCUAUGGGGACCUCCCUUGGCUAAGCAGCAGCAUAGAUAGUGGAGUUCUGUGUUAUUCAUCUCUUUUUGGUCUUAAGCUUUCACAUUUAGAACUAAUAUUGGAAGGAUUUUAUCAACUUUUCAAUAUAAGAUUUAUUCAUCAACUUUACUUUUUAUUGGGAACAGAAAAUCUUAAAAUUAAUAUAUCUGAAGAUCUAGAAAACAAAGGAGAUAUUUUGGAGCUCCAAAAACAUCUUUUGGAUUCACUUUCUGUAUUGAUUUCAAGAUCUUCACUUGUGGUUUCCCUUAUUUCUAGAGUUGUAUUGGAAUUUUGUCAUGGAAAUGAUGGUCCAAAACUUUCAGAAAAAAUGAAAAACAUACUUUUUGGAUUCUUUUCUCUAAUGAGUAAUUUCUCUUUUUAUUCUUGUGGAGAAACAAAUAAAGAAAUAAUAUCUAAACAAAAAACUAAGGAAUACAAUCUUUUUGAUAUAUUUUCAGUAGAAGAAAAAGAAUUUCAAAAUGAAACUCAAGAUAGGUUUAAACCUAUUGAAACACAGGAUCAAAAAAGUUUAUAUGAUAUUAUUACAAGUACAGGUAUCGAAUGUGAACAGAAUUCAAAAUUUGAUCAAAUUCAAGAUCAUAAUCAAUUUGAAUGUUCUAAUGCAUUAUAUGAUUUACCAGAAAUAAAAAUGAAAACUAUUCUACUUACUCAAGAUUGUAAUACACUUUGGAAAUGGAUCUUGAGACAAAGCUUUAUAGUAGGUGAUAAUCAUCCAAAUCUUUAUCCAAGAAUUAAAUCCAUUAGACAUUUAGAUAAUUCUAUUUAUGGAAAGCUUAGCAUGAACCAGAGAAUCUUUAAUCUAGAAGGUUCUAACCCAAUUACUGCAAAGAAACUUGUAUUAAAGUCUAAUGGUACUAUAGCAACUUGGUCCAUUAAGAUCUCAGCUAUUGACACUUUAUGUAAUAUAUGUGGAAUUAUACCAGAUCAUAUUAAUAAUUUACUUUUCCAAGAUUUGAAAAAUCAAAAGGUUAUUUCUCAAAGAUUCUAUCAAAUUAUUCGUAUUAUGAGAAUAUGUACUUAUUUCAUCAUUAGAGGAAGAGAAGAUUUUGUAUUCCCAGCAGCUCAUCAAAAUAUGGAUGAUAAUAAUCAUCUUUCUCCUUCUCCUGAUUACUGGCUUAUGUUUAAGAGAUCCAUGUAUAAUGAUAUUCACAAUAGCUCAGAAAUCUCAAUUAAAGAUUCUACAAAGAAAAUUCUUAACAGAAUUGAUAGUGAAAGUACAUUAACUGAUAAACUAUAUUCUUGGCAAAGACUUAUAUAUAUCACAGCUUGUUAUUUAGAUAUGGAUCUAGAAACUGAUCAAAUUUCAGAUCAUAUUAUCGACUCCUUAGUUAUAGAAAAGAACCAAAUAAGAGAAAUUAUUACCAAUUUUUUAAAGACUGAGGUUAUAUUCCAUCUUAUUGGAUCUUUAAUUCAAAUCUUCUCAAUACGAAUCAAAGAAACAAGUAAUGGUCAGUCCUCUGGAAAUAAUUCAAAACAACUCAAAUAUUCUUCUCUUUCCCCUUCUGUAUAUGUUGCUCAUUGGUUAAUGGAUCAGUUUAUCAGACAUCCACUAUGUCCGAGCUUUAUCAGAUCUUCUAUUGUAAAUAGAUUAACAUGGAACUUUCUUUUUUCUCUAUUAACUAAUGGACUCUAUAUCCCAACAAAACUAGCAAUUGAUUCUUGUAGAAUGACUUAUUGGAUUACUAAUCAUAAAAAAGAUCAAAAUGAUCAUCAUCAAACUAGAGAAAUUAUUAAUCAAACUCAAGGUAUACUUGAUUCAAUAUGUUAUUGUGUAUCAUGUAUUUUGUCUUUAUAUGAAAACAAAGUUAAUUAUGAUGGGGAAAAUCCUCUAGUUAAUGUUAAUAAUCUUCCAGUAUUCAGGGAACUAAUUCUAGGCAAAAUACCUAUUACUCAACUUGGAUGGGAUUACUUUACUUCUGCUGAAGAUUAUAAACCAAUCAACAGACAAAAAAUUAACACUACAUUGGUUUGUCAUUUUAUGGCAUGUUCAGCAAGAUGUAUUUUGGAGUCUUCUGAUCAAUAUACUUUAUUACCUCUUCCUCAUAUUCUAUCAUUCUUUAAUAGAUAUUUAAGCUUUAUUUCUAUUUCAAAUCAUUUAAUGUUAAGUACCAGUGACACUGUAAUACUUUCAAGUAACGAAAUAAACAAGAUGAGAUCUUUAUCAGGAAGAAGAUUAUAUAGAAAUGAAAUUUAUGAUGAAAUAUUUAAUGAUGAUAUUAAACCUAAUACUCUUUUCCCAUGGAAAUAUAUACAAAAUACCUUAAACUAUAUUAACCCUAAAAGCAUGUUAUUAAAUCUUGGAGAAAAUCCUAUUUGUCAGGAAUAUCAUUCAGUUUUAAGAAUUAAUUAUGGAAAUUCUUUAGAGAAUGACUUGAUAGAAAAGAAUAAAAGAAGAAAUCAGGGUAAUAAUGGGUAUAUUAGUCAGAAUCAAAGUCUAGUAAAUUUACAGUUAAAUAAAUUACAUAAAAGAAAUUCAGGAUUUAUUGGAUUUAAGAUUAAACCUGUAAAACUAGAGUUUGAUUACAAAAGAAAUGGUAAAGUACCAAGAAUUUUGUAUAGUAUUAAUAAUAAUGGUAUAAAUGGAUUAAUUUAUGAAUAUGGAGGAUAUGAAAUUGGCCAAAAAGAGAUUCAGUUUAAAGAGGUAGUAAAACAUUCUUAUGAAAAUGGAGAGAUUCAAUUUGAAGAGAGAUUUAAUAUUAAAAAAAGUAAAUUUAGAGUGAUUAUUAAUUCUGGACAGAAAAGUACAUCUCAUUGUUUUAGAUCUGAUAGUUUACUUUAUGUAAAUGGUUUACAUUCCAGUAGUGUAAAGACUUUUUUUCAUAUUAACAAUAUAUCAGAGUCCAAUAUUGGAAGUAACUCUAUUCAUCCAAUUAAACUUAUUUUAUUUGGAGGAAUAGUUUUUGAGAGACAUUUAAGUGAGAAAGAAAUUUCAUCAUUUUAUACUAAUUGGAUUCAAAGUGAGUUAUUCCAAAAGCUUAAACCAAAAAAAAGAGAUACAAAUAUUAAGAAUGAACUUCUAAGCCAAAGAAAUGGAUAUCUUGGUAGUAUAUUGUAUUCUUAUUAUGAUGAUAAAUGCUUAAAAUUUGGAGGAGAUGAUAUUUCUCAAAGUUUAACGAGAAUCAGAGCUACUUCAGAUUUUUCUAUACAAACCAGAGUUAAACAGAAAUUCUUAGAGAUUACUAUGGUGUUCCAAAAUCGUCUUUUGAUUUUGGAAGUAAAUGGUAUCCCAGUUGCUAUUACUGGUUUGCCACCUGAAGCUAGAUUUAUGCUUCCAAUUAUUUACUUGGAGAGUAAUAAAAGCAUUUCUUCAAAUUCUACUCCAGUAUCAUUAUCACCAAAUCCUUCUUUUUCUGUCCCAAAUUCUGAAUCAAAUGACUUGGAAAUCCGACCAAAAAGUUUAAUAUACUGUGAUAUUAUUUCAAUAAUAGAUUAUCUUCCAGUAAUAUCUGAAAAUUCAAAGUCUAAAGAUAAUGUUCAAUUUGAGAAUGAUUCAGUGAAAUGGAUUCCAACAGAGUUCAAGCAUAGGUUUGAAAUUCAAGAUCAAAAAACUGGUAACAAUGAUUUAAUAGAAGCUGGAAAUCCUAGUAACAGAUUUACAAUGCUAAAGAUUCAAUCUUCUUUAAGAAAAGGAGGUAAUUCAAGCCAAAUUUUAAAUGAAGGUUCAACCCCAAGAUUAGAAUUGAAAUCUAAAAAGAGAAGUCUGUCUGUUCUGGGACACAUGCACCCAAAUAUUCCAAGUGGAAUUAGUUUCUGUAGUAGUAUUAAUACCAGUAGAGAUCUAUAUUCUUCAAGCUUAUUUAAAAAUUGGAAGAAUUGGCUGUUACCAGAAAACUCAGUUUGGAGUAUUAAUAGAUUUGAAGAUGAGAUUCUAACACAAAAUAAUGAUGAUGAAUGCUAUUUGAAUGAUAAUGAAGAAAUUAGUAUCAAAUCACGUCUAUUUAAGUCUCUAGAUCCAUGUAAAUCAUUUAGUAUUACUUUUAAAAUUCAGAAACAAAAUGAUUUAUCAGAAAGUUCUGUAUCUAGGGAUAAUUCAUCUCAUGUAUUUGGUGUUGGUAUAGAUUGGUUGGAUGGUAUGUAUAGAUUUAUAUGGGUGAAUGAUGGAAGGUUCAUAAUUCCUUCUUUACCUCCUUUACCAUUUGAAAUUAGUAAACUUUAUAAAGAGUAUAAAAUACCAACUAAUCACGAGAUUAUUAUCCAAAACUUGGGUUCUAAUGAAUUUUCAGAUCCAAGAUCUAAUAAGGUAUCGAUACCAAAAUAUGGAUUAUAUGACAAAAUUACUAUAGAAUUUCAACCAAGUAUACCAGCUUUAAUAUUCUUUAAGAAUGAUCAAUAUAGUUUUUCAUUUAAUUUCACAGAGUUUUAUAUGAGAAUGAAUGGGAAUUUAUCUUUAAGUUUAGAGAAUGUCCCAUAUAAUCCAUGCAAUACUUUAAAUGAAUAUGAUGAAAUUAAGAGAAAAAUGGAUCAUCCUGAGAAUUUAUCUGAGAAAAUGAUUUGGAUUAUUCGAACUCUUUUUGUGAUGACUAUUUUACAGAAUGAUGUACUUGUAAUGAGUCAUUUGAUUUCUAAAUAUGCAAAUUGUUUAAUAGAUUUGGAGAAGAGAGAGUUUCUAUUUAAAAUUUUAAUAACUGAAGAUCUUUAUAAUAAUAUAUUAAACUGUAUUCCAAAAUGUAUUUCAAGCUCAAAACUUACAAUCAGAAGCCUUCUAAAUAAUAUUUAUGAUUAUUUAAUGUUUCCAGAUCCCAGAGAAUUCUUUUCUAUACAAGAACAAUCGUUGAAUUGGAACUUAUUGGAUACUUUCUUUUCAGUUAGUUCACAAGAUGAAACAGAUUCUUUAGGAUUUAGUUCUUCAAUUUCAUCUUUGAAAACUUUUUCAGAAAAAAGAAGUCAGAAAGUUGUUAAACAUGAGACACCAUUUUGGUUAGCUUGUUGGAUAGGAAAUGAGCAUAUUAUUCAGUAUCUUCUUAGAUUUGUUCAUGUUGAUAACAGAGCUUUAAAUCUUAUGGAUAAAGAUGAUCAAUUUUCCCUUUAUAUUGGUUGUUUUGGGAUGCCAAUUGGAAAUGGAGAAAGGGUUGAUUCAGGAACUGCUAUUACUCCUAAUACUACUAUUAUUCCUAAUAACUCUUCUUAUUAUUCUGUUUCUCACUCUAAUUCCCUUAAGGUUAAAUAUUUAAUUCAAACAGAAAACAGAAGUCUGUAUUUACAGAAAGAAAGAGUAGAAUCAGUAUCAGGAGAGAAGAAAGAAGACUCUCUUUUCCAGACAGGAUUGAUGGCAUCUAUAAUAAGUGGAAAUGCAAGGAUAGCAUAUAUACUAAUGGUUAUUUAUGAUUCUGAUGUUAAUAUUCAAGACAGACAAGGAAAUACAAGUUAUCACUUUGCUGUAGCCUUUGGUCAUUUGGAUAUUAUUCAACUUCUUUCUUAUAAAGGAGUAAAUCCUUAUAUUAUGAAUAGCCAUGAUCAAUUUGCUGGUUCUCUUUACAGAAUAAACCUCAAAAAAUUCUUGGAAAAAGAUAGAAAUCAAAAAGUAACAGGUCAAUCUGACCAAAAUACAGAUCAAGGUUCAGUUGAACAGAAUAAUUCUACAUCUGGUUCUGCAUCAGGAACAAGAAAUAAUGUAAAUGAUUGGGUAAUGAGUCCAUCUCCUCCAAAUAUCUCUUUUCAUAGUGAAAAAGAGGAUAUUGCAGAGUUUACUCAGCAAUACGAAAAGUUAUAUUGUUUUUCAGUCUUCAAUGGUCAAAAAAUUGAGGCAGAAAAGGAGGCACAUAAAUCAUCUAUUAACAUGGAUAUCCAAAAUAAAUCUAACUUACUUCCUCCUUAUCAGUAUCCUUGGCCAGGACUAUUUUCUGAUUGCCAAAUUGUAGCUAUGAUUGAUCCUGAAUCUUCUAGUUCAAGAGAUCAGUCAGAGAUUUAUAUCUCCAUAGAAUCUCUUGAAGUUGGGGGAGUUCUCCAAAAAAAACCUCUCAUGGAUGAUUCUGAAAGUAAAGAUCUUGAAAAAAUGCAAAAUGAUACCAAAAAUAAGACAAAAAAACAUCAAGAUCAUUUGAAUAAGAUAUAUGACAAGAAAAGAAUCAAUAUACACAUAAUUCAGUAUCUUUUUUACAGGUGGAUUAGAUCAAUCAAAUGUUAUUCUGGAUCAGGUUCUGUUUCUGGAGGUAUAUCAACAAAUAGCAUAGUAAAUGUCUCCAUUAAUAGAAAACCUGAGACAGGUAGACCAACUGAUGAUUUUGUGUAUAAUGUAAAUAGUAUUAAUUAUUAUUAUCAUAAUAAUACUAAUACUAAUACUAUACCACCUUCACAAAGUGGAUCUCCAAGUAAUCAUUUUGGACAUGAUCAAUCUGGAGUAACUCAAUUCUCAAUCUCCCCAUCUCCAGUUUCUUCUAUUAAUAAUUCAUCUUCAAACCCUCCACCAAUAGUAGUAGGGGUUACUUCUGGGAUUAAUACUGGAUAUAAUAGAAUUAACAAUCAUAGAGGAAGCUUAACUACUAUUUCUGGUGAUGUACAAAACUCAGGUCCAGAAUUACAAAUUCCAAAUCGUUUUGGUAAUCUAAGAUCUCCAGGAAGAGCAGUUAACUUUAAUACAUCUUUGGGAGAAUCAUUUGGAACAAUGAUUAUUGCUCCUAAUAAGAUUGUGAUAACCCAAGAAGUAAUGGAAGAGAUAUAUAAUGGACUUUCUCAAGUAAGAAAUAUUAAAGAAUUGUUAGACAUUAUCCAUGUAAUUUACAAGUAUAUAGCUCAAGUUUUGACUGUAAAAUGUUCAAUGGGAGGAGGAGGAAGAGUAGGAGGAGGAGGAGGAGGAGGAGGAGAAGGAUUCCAUAAUAUGGGAAAUAUCGAAAUUAACUUUCCAAAAAAUGCAGGAAUUAGUAGUUCUGAAUCGAGAGAAAAUCUUGAAAAUGAACAAAAUUCUUUGAAAGCAGAAAAAAUAGAUGAGAAACAAUUUCAAGAACAAAUGGUUAAAAUUUGUUGGGAGUUAUUAGAGAUGGAGGAGGCAAUUGAUAGAAAUUAUGGAUACUAUCCCUAUUGGAAUAUGGAACAUGAAAGAUUUAUUUGGAUUCAUAACAUAAGAAAACUUCUUUCUCUAGUUAAUAAUGAUUAUGAGAAUAAUCUAGACUAUAUAUCAUGUAACUCUUGGAUUGAAUGGAUACCUAAUUUGGAUCUUUUUGAUAAGAGUCUAUAUAACAAAUAUAAAAAGUCUUUAUUAAAUGAUAAAAACAUAAAUCAAGAAAAAUUGGAUCAAAUUGGUAAUCAAAUUUUUGAUUUCCAGUUCUUAGCAAGACCAAUAAUUUCAUUAGAUAUGAAAAUCUUAUCUAAGAUGCACCAAAACUGUCAAACUGUUAUAGAUCAAAAAUUAAUUCAGCUUUUGAAUAUAGAAUUGGGAGAACAACAAAUAUAUAGAGUAAUUUUAUUUGAACUUUUGAGACAAAUUAAUUUUAUUGAUAAGCCUGAGUUUGAAGCUAAUAUUGAUAAAAAUCUAAUCAAAGAAGAUGAAUUUAGAAAUAAAUCUAUGGCUUUACUUGGAAUUAAAACAUUAGAUAUCUCAAAAAUGAUACCUAAACAUGACUCUAAUAUAUGGAGUAGAACCAAAAUUUCACAUUCAGAUUCUUUGGAUAUGAUUCGAUUUGUCUCAAAUGCAAUAAAAAAUUUAUUUGCUCUAAUAUUAUUAAAAUAUUGUUUUACCAAAGAUGAUGAAAUUAAAUUAAUUGGAAAUCUUAAAUCUGAAAAUUCGAUACCUGUUGAUCUAUUUGAUCUUGAGACAGAUGAAAAUCAAGAUUCAAAAUAUGAUGAUUUUAAUUAUUUGGACUUUGAGAAAGAUGAAUUUAGAAGUAAUAAUUAUGAAAACUCUGAACCUAAUUUAAUUGAUAUAAAUAACUUAUACUAUAGUGAAGAAGAAUUUCCUUUUAAAGUAAUAGAAAUUCUUUUGACAAAUAUUCUUCCUAUAUAUACAACAUCAAUGGAUGUAUUUACAAAGAUCCAGUUAAGCAACAAUGCAAAUGGAGCAAAGAAUCAAAUCAAGUUAAGAUUACAGUCUUUGUUUUGGUAUGUGGAUAUAAUGAAACAAUUCUUAUCUGGAAGAAUUUUACUUCUUAAUAAGUUUAAUGAUAUCUCUAAAUUUACAAUUCCAAUGAUUUCUGGAGUAUUUAAUUCACCAACCUUAAAAUAUGAGCAGGAAGAUUUUCUAAGAAUAUCUUCGCCAUUUUACUUCUCUAAUAAUUACUUUGGAGAUCUUUUCUGGAAAUUAACAAGGGAGAAUUUUGAGAAUUCUCAAAAUAUUGAUGAUAAAGUCAUUUUUAAAACCUUUAAUACUUAUUAUUUCCAAAAAGGUGGAAGAUUAAAAAAUAAGAUCUUGAGACAAGAAAUGAUGACAAAAAUUCCAUUAUUAUUAUUACAAUCAAGUAAAUUACUUGGGAGUUGGGGAUCAUAUUACAAUAUUUAUUCAUCACCAAGAUAUUUAAUUCAUGUAGGUCCUUAUGAUAUUCCCAUCCCAAUAAGUUCCUAUUUACUUCUAAAACCUUACUAUAAACUUAAUUUAGUUAAUUCUCUUUGGAAUGACAUCCUAAAGAGGUUAAUAGAUUCAAAAAAAAGAGAUGGAAAUGGGAAUUCUACAGCUAAUAAUGGAUUAACUGUUCAUUUGAAUAGAAAUCUAGCAGUUACAGGAGGAAAUCCUUUAAAAUAUUCUCUUCUUUCACAAUCUACAAGACAAAUAUUGCAUAUGCUUCCAGAAAAGCUAAGAAUUACUGAAAGACCAUUUCUUAUUGUAUUUAGAGGAGAGGGAAGUACUGAUUUUGGUGGACCAUUUCAAGAGUUUCUUUCAUGGAUUUCAAAUGAAAUAAUGAGUAAAAAUAAUGAGAAUAUAAAUAAGAGUGCCAAAAAUAAUGAUGGGUACCUGAAUGAAGUUAUGGGUUUGGCUCCAAAUCACCAUAUGUCCAAUGAAAACAAAUAUUAUGGAUUAUUUACUCCUUGUGCAAAUGCUCUUCACUCUAUUGGUCAUAACCAAGAUACUGUUUCUAUAAAUUCUAUGUAUUCUAAUUAUAAGACUACAAAUUCCUUAUAUAUAUGUGAGGAGUUUCUACUUUUUGGAACCAGAAAAGAGAAAGGAGUGAGUGAUACUCAGUCAGAAUCUUUGCUUACUAAGUUCAAAAGAGAAUAUUAUAGUAAAAAAAGUUUGGCAACUGGAUCAUAUUUUGGUACAGGAGGAGAAAUUCAAAGUUAUGAAUCCAAGAUACAAGAAUGUGAAUCAGGGAAUCCAGGGACUGAGUACCAAAUUUUUAAAGCAAUUGUUAAUAAGGUUCCUUCUUUAAGAUGUAACCAUAAAUACUCAGAAAACUCUAAGAUACUUAUAUAUACUAUAGAAAGUAAAAUCCAAUCUUUCUUUAGGAGGGAUCAAGAAAAUGAAAAUGAACAUGAAAAUGAAAAUGAUGAUGAAGUUGAGAAUACAAAAGAAGAAGUCUCAGUUGAUUCUGAACAAGAAGAGAGGGAAGAAACAAUUCAACUUAGGAGAACUGAAAGUAGAUAUACAUUAGAGAAUAUAUCUUUAUCCUCUUCACCAUCAGCCUCUUCACCUUCAAAUUCUUCACCAGUAUCGAUAAGAUCUGUUCCAGAAGAGAUCAACAAUACUGAGUCUGUAAAUAACACAAAUCCUACUCCAAUAACUACUCAACAGGAAGCUCCACAACCAAAUGUAGUGGAAGGAGACUUGGGAAUAAUACACAAGCUGGAGCCAUGGGAGUGGCCAAAAGAAAAAGAAACCAGCGAGAUUAUUGCAGAAAUGUAUGAAUGUUUGGGAAGACUAAUGGGAAUUUGUGUUACAACCAAAAGUGCAAUGAACAUCAAUCUUAAUCCUUUAAUCUGGAAGAAAUUUUCUGGACUUCCUCUCUCUAUGAAAGAUUUGGUGGAUGCAGAUUGUAUAGCUUAUGAGAUGCUUAAUUCUCUAAAGUCUAUAGAAAGCGAAAAUUUGAGUAACAAACAAAGAAUGGAAAAAAAAGAAGUUACUGGUUGUUAUGAUAAGUCACAAGAAACAGGAGCAGGAGUUACAAGUAUUCCAGAGAUUGAAGGUCUAACAUUCCAAAUAGAAAACAUGAAUGGAAGUAUUACAUCUCUGUUGAAUUUAGAAGGAGAAAUGGAAUCAAGUGUAGGAGUUACUCUUGAAAAUCUUCAUUUGUUUAUACAAUUAGCAGAGAGGUGCAGAAUUUUGGAUGAUACUAAUAUAAUGACAAAUAUCUUAAAAGGAUUCGGUACUAUUAUACCAUUAGGAAGGAUGAGAAUGUUAUUUAAUUAUCAAAAAAUUGAAUAUUUAAUAUGUGGAGAAUCAAAAAUAGAUUUGGUAAUACUUAAAAAUCAUACGGUUUCCCCACAUCCAGAACUUAAAGAACAACUAUUUCAGGUACUUGAAACUUUUAAUAAUGAACAACUUCAAAAGCUCCUUAGAUUUGUCUCAGGCAGGAGCAGACUUCCUCAAAUUAAUAAUAGCUCUAGCGAUUGGAAAUUCUCUAUAAACUAUGAUAACCCCGAUACUAUACAAGAUAAUAGGCUUCCUAUUGCAACAACUUGUGGAUUCAGAUUAUCUUUACCAAAAUAUUCAAGCAUAGAAAUCUUGAGAUCAAGAUUACUUUAUGCAAUUAAUAAUUGUGUUGCAAUCGAUUUGGAUGCAUACGUUACUCAUGAUAAUUAG
Molecule: messenger RNA, 19638 nt
Organism: Cryptosporidium ubiquitum
Lineage: Eukaryota; Apicomplexa; Conoidasida; Eucoccidiorida; Cryptosporidiidae
Product: ubiquitin ligase
Exons: 2
Coding region: 1-19638 (6545 amino acids)
Cellular component (GO): cytoplasm
Molecular function (GO): protein binding; ubiquitin-protein transferase activity
Source: RefSeq, a predicted model, not a curated record